Lates calcarifer (barramundi perch) is the source of this 1819-nucleotide messenger RNA. Its product is annotated as guanine nucleotide-binding protein subunit alpha-14. Gene Ontology annotation, cellular component: heterotrimeric G-protein complex. Gene Ontology annotation, molecular function: G-protein beta/gamma-subunit complex binding; GTPase activator activity; guanyl nucleotide binding. Gene Ontology annotation, biological process: action potential; adenylate cyclase-modulating G protein-coupled receptor signaling pathway; phospholipase C-activating dopamine receptor signaling pathway. The transcript has 7 exons. The coding region runs from base 218 to 1282 and encodes 354 amino acids. NCBI's taxonomy places the organism in Eukaryota, Metazoa, Chordata, Actinopteri, Centropomidae. The record is from RefSeq and is a predicted model, not a curated record.
UAAAUUUCCACUGCCUUUCACUCAGAGCCUGCCCAUCUGCCCGCCUCCCGUGCACAGCAGGAAUGUGAAAAGCACCUGAACUGGAUCUCGCACGAGGAAGAAUGACUCCAGAAAGUCGCCAAUCCACCUGUUCCGGGACAGAAGUUUCCCUGGCAGGCCUGAGAAAAAUCAUUAUCCAUUCAUUUCACUAACCCCCCACCCCCCGUCUCGGACAACAAUGGAGGAGUGCUGUAUGUCUGGUGAGGAGUUGGAGAGACUCCGGAUACACAGAGAAAUAGAGAGACAAUUACGUCGUGAUAAAAGAGAUUCUCACCGGGAAUUAAAGUUGCUGCUUUUAGGGACUGGUGAAAGUGGGAAGAGCACUUUCAUCAAACAGAUGAGGAUCAUCCAUGGCAGUGGAUACAAUGACACUGACAAGAAAGGCUUCAUUCGGCUGGUGUUUCAGAACAUCGUCAUGGCCAUCCAGGCGCUGAUCCAGGCCAUGCAGACUCUACAGAUUGACUACAUCGAUGACCAGAACAUUAGCCAAGCAGAGAAGCUGAGCAAAGUGGAGGCAGACCAGGUGUCCACUCUGGAGGCUUGGCAGGUGGAGGCCAUUAAAAGAGUGUGGAAUGACCAUGGCAUUCAAAGAUGCUACGACCGCAGGAGGGAAUUCCAGCUAUCUGACUCUGCCAAAUAUUACCUGAGCGACUUGGACAGAAUCACCAGCCCCUUUUACAUACCGACCCUGCAGGACAUCUUGAGGGUCAGGGUCCCCACCACAGGCAUCAUAGAGUAUCCCUUCGACCUCUCAAAAGUUAUCUUCAGGAUGGUAGAUGUGGGUGGCCAGCGUUCAGAGAGGAAGAAAUGGAUCCACUGUUUCGAGAACGUCACCUCCAUCAUCUUCCUGGCAGCCCUCAGCGAGUAUGAUCAAGUCCUUUAUGAGACUAAGAGUGAUAAUCGACUGAGAGAGAGCCUCGCCUUGUUCAAGACCAUCCUCUCAUACCCUUGGUUCCAGGAGUCCUCCACCAUCCUCUUCCUGAACAAAACUGACCUGCUACAUGAGAAAAUCGCACACUCUCAUCUGGCAUCCUACUUCCCAGCCUACACUGGGCCUCAGGGUGAUGCCGAAUCUGCGAAAAAGUUCAUCUUGCAAAUGUACAAGGAGCACCACAUGGGGCAUCAGAAACCCCUUUACACACACUACACCUGCGCCACAGACACAGAGAACAUACGUGUCGUCUUCAAAGCCGUCAAAGACACACUCUUCAGAGAUAAUCUCGAAAAGUUCAACCUCGAAUAAGGGAGCUUGUGGGACAAAAGCAAUGGUUUCACCUUUAGGGACAAGAGAGCUGGUUACAGUCAACAUGUUGUAACACUUUUAUGGACAUUUUAUCUGUUAUGUGCUGUCGGCUCUCAGACAGCACUGUCAGGUAAAGCACGUUUAUCUCAGUACUGUAAUACACAGACAGCAUGUGCUGUUUUUUUUUUUUUUAUUAUUUACAACAACACAGUUCAUCAUGCUGUAAAUGUUAAAAAAGUAUAUAUUCUAUUACUACAGAAGAGAAAUGGACAACUGCAAUAUCAAUUAAUGUUUGUGCUGCACUUUACUAACAAUACUGUUGGAGAACAGAUGUAUGGUAUCAAACUGGUUUGACAAAGUCUUAUCUAGAAAGAAUGCAACCCACCCUGCCUUACAACUCUGAGAGGAGGAAGUGGAGAAUGGCCUACAGGGAAGUACAGUGUCUUAGUAUAUAUUUCUGCCUAUGAAUUUUUUUUUUCGUCACUAACCUUCACUUAAUAUAGAUAUUAAAACCACACAUAUGUGUUUUUAAACAAA